AUGAAGCAGGCUCAGGAAGCAAAAGAUCCUCAACCCAGACUGGGUUCAUCAGGUGCGGUGAUUGGUUUCAUGAAGUGCAUGGAGGGGACCACUCCCCAACACUUUGACACCUUUGCUGCCUCCAACCUUGACCAUCAGAACCUCCUUGAGGGUUUGGACAACCCCUCCACUGAGAUGGAAGUGAAACACAUUCUGAUGGCUGGGUUAAGUUCCCACCUACUCACCCUUGAGGUAGAAGGCACCUUGGAGCAAAAGUGCAUGACCCAUCACAUCAUCUCCAUCUCUGACCUUAUUGUGCUCAUGUCCAAGAGGGUUGUUGCUUGUGCUGCACAGUUGGCGGCAUUCCAAGACCACCAGGCGGCAUCAGAGCCGCCUUUUUGCCCUACACCUGCCACCACGCCUUGA
Messenger RNA from Cryptococcus amylolentus CBS 6039, 405 nucleotides. RefSeq lists its product as hypothetical. Bases 1 to 405 code for a protein of 134 amino acids. Lineage: Eukaryota; Fungi; Basidiomycota; Tremellomycetes; Tremellales; Cryptococcaceae. The record is from RefSeq and is a predicted model, not a curated record. The transcript has a single exon.